Molecule: messenger RNA, 3723 nt
Organism: Diachasmimorpha longicaudata
Lineage: Eukaryota; Metazoa; Arthropoda; Insecta; Hymenoptera; Braconidae
Exons: 9
Coding region: 1-3723 (1240 amino acids)
Biological process (GO): DNA repair; telomere maintenance
Molecular function (GO): DNA helicase activity
Source: RefSeq, a predicted model, not a curated record
AUGAAGGAAUACCUUGAACUACUAACUCAUAUAACUGUAAAGAACAAUGAGAGACAUCAAAAAUGCCUAAACGGAACAUCCGGCGUACACCCGAUGAAUAGCAAGAAUUGCAACGAGUCAGACGAUCGUGUUGGUACCAAUGAUGAAUUUCACAACAAUAUAAUGCAGACACCAAUUAGACCAGGUCGAUUCACCCGUCCCACUAUUCGUGACAUAUCGUGUGAAGGGAUUAAGAAACACUAUAUAGGAAAGAUGACCAUUUCAUGUACACAUUGUAAUGCGAUCCACUUCGAAGUUGAAAGGGUAGCACAGAAAAACGACUCUUUCAAUGACUGUUGUAGUCAUGGAGAGGUCGCUCUCAAUCCUUUACCCGAGCCUCCCGAACUGUUAUCGGACUUAUUUAAUGGGAAUCACGAACAAUCCAAACAGUUCCUCGAACACGAUCUGGACCAAAACGACAGCCCGUCUCAUGGUCAACUAUUCAUUGUUGAUCAAAAUGAAUCCACUGAUAUACGUUGCCAACAAAUCUCCACAUUGGAUACAGACAUAGUUUCCUAUCGAAUGAUGCAUGAAGAAGUACAAUCAGCAAUGGAGAAUAAUCACAUGGAAAGAGAGCCAGAAAUGCAACUUUUGUUUUCAUUGAAACAUGGUAUGGACCCAAGACGUUAUAAUUCACAAAGAAUUAACGAGGUGGCUGCUGUUUUCAAAACGACUGCUGAUGGAGAUAUUCCAGAAUCUUAUGUCUCCAUCCGUAAUAGACAUACCAAAACUUUACAAUUCAUUAAUUCUCUUGAUCCAAAUGUGCAACCUUGGAUUUACCCGCUACUUUAUCCAUACGGAACUCAAGGAUGGUCUCCAAAUAUUCCAUGCGUGAAGAGAGCUCGACGUGUUUCGAGAACCGAAGCGAAUCAUAAAACCUUACGCGCGGAUACCUACCAAGGAUUGCUCGAUCAUUUGCAACGAUCAGCAAAUGAAAGACAAACUACGUUGGGUAAAGUCAUAAUUCUUCCCUCAUCAUUCACAGGAUCUCCGCGAAACAUGCUUCAACAUUAUCAACAUGCCAUGGCAAUUGUGCGACAAUAUGGAAAACCUGACCUGUUCAUUACUACUACAUGCAAUCCCAAUUGGUUGGAAAUCCAAGAAAAUUUGCUACCAGGUCAAACUGCGUCUGAUAGACCAGACAUAGUUUCACGCGUUUUCCACUUGAAAAAAGAACAGCUGAUGGAAGUUAUCUUGAAAGAGAAGUUAUUUGGUGAUGUGAUUGCACAUGUUAAUGUCACUGAAUAUCAAAAACGGGGCUUGCCUCAUGUUCAUCUACUUUUGACACUAAAGGAAAAUUGUAAAAUUACCACUCCUGACGUUAUUGAUAAAUACAUUUCAGCGGAAAUCCCAGAUCCUGAGGGAGAUACCAUUCUUCAUGAUGCAGUUAUGAAGCAGAUGAUACAUGGUCCAUGUGGAAAUUGGUACGGAUAUCCUGCCUAUCAAAGACGGAAUACCGGUAGUUACGAUCGUGCCAAUGGUAGUUCAACUAAUAACCAGUAUGUCGUACCUUAUAAUUCAAAAUUAUUGAAAUUAUUUGGUUGUCAUAUCAACGUUGAGGUAGUGACGAGCAUCAAAUCGGUUAAAUACCUCUACAAGUAUAUAUACAAAGGGCAUGAUGCAGCAUGUAUUACCAUACGUGACCCAGAGACUAAUGAAAAGCUAAUUGCGCACGAUGAAAUCAAGAAUUUCGUUGAUGCUCGAUAUAAUCAACAAAACGUGAUCAUCAAUGAUGAUGCAGACGAGAAUGAUAUGAGAUCAGCACUACAUCGAACGAACAUGCUUCUCGAUUAUUUCGCUUUGAAUGAACACGAUUCCAAUGCUCUCCAAUUCACAUAUUUUGAAAUUCCAUCACAUUAUGUGUUCAAAAAGCAAAGUGAUUCCAAUGUAUCGAAAUGGAUGAAACGCCAAUCGCAUUUCAAUGUCAUCGGACGAAUGUAUAGUAUAAAUGUUAAAGGAGCAACAAGCUAUGAAAGUCUCAGAACAGUUCAUGGUCAAACAUAUCCUACGUUUCAAGAUACUUGCCUUGCAUUGGGUCUCAUCGAGGAUGAUGCAGAGUGGGAACGGGCAUUGCCAGAAGGAGAGGUAUGGAUGAUGCCUAGACAGCUACGUAAUUUAUUCGUACGAUUUUUGAUAUAUUGUCAGCCUAAUAACCCCAGAGAACUCUGGCAAAAGUUUAAGGAUGCAAUGGCUCAAGAUCUUCAAAGGCAAUUGAGCGUGCCAGAAGCUGAGAGACGGAUUUACGUUGAAGUGAAUCAUCUUUUAUCUGUCGAAGGAUCAGGUAUCAGUCGAUUUCCCACAAUGCGACAAAUGACGGACUUGGAGAAUAAUAUUGAUGUUUUCAUCGAAAAUGAAAUUUCACUUGAAGAGCAUAGAGAUAUUGGUCAAAAUCGAUCUGGAAAAUGGAAUUCGAAACAGAAAGACAUGGUGGAUAAUGUAUUGAAUGCUGUCGAAACAACAGGAUCACCGACUAAAUAUUUCUACAUAGAUGGACCUAGGGGAUCCGGAAAACCAUUUGCCUAUACUACUCUUUAUCAUUUAUUAAGAACUCAAGAAAAAAAAGUACACACGAUGGCGUUUAUAGGUAUUGCCGCAAUUUUACUUCCACGAGGAAAAACAGUUCACCAAUCAUUCGGAAUGCCCGUUCCCAUUUUCAAUGACUCUGUGUCGAAUUUCAGAAGUCAAUCAAGUAAAGCUCAGUAUUUACGCGAAGUUGAUGUUUUUAUCUGGGAUGAAGCUAAAAUGGCACCAAGAUAUGCUCUGGAAUUAGUUGACCGUUCUCUACGUGACUUUAUGAAAAAUGAUUUGCCUUUUGGCGGCAAGAUCAUGAUUCUCGGUGGAGAUUUCCGCCAGUUACUUCCAGUUAAACCGCAUGCAACUCGUAGUAAACUGGUGAAUUUGUCCAUUAAAUUUAGUUUACUGUGGAAACAAUUUACAAUAUUUUCUUUAACAGAAAAUAUGCGAGCUUUAUCCCACGAGAUCGAAUUGGCGAAAUGUCUUUUGUCGGUCGGUGACGGCAAUUUAAAUGAUGACAACAAUAAUCUAAUUGCUCCAGAACAGUGUGUUGCUCAAACAUCUGCUGAUAUAAUUCACAUUUUCACGAAUAUUAUUAAUGAACCUAGAUAUGGAGAUUUCGCCAAAGUGGCAAUUUUGUCAGCACGAGAUAUAGACGUUGAUGAAAUUAAUGAUCGCGUUAUCGAUCUACUUGACAGGAAAACGCAGAAAAUAUAUACAGGUAUCGACAGUGUAGAGAAUUGUGAUAAUGGAGAUAUCAGUCAUGAUAUUUUACCAGAAUAUCUCCAUACUCUGAGUCCUCCAAAUUUUCCACCAUAUGAAUUGAAAUUGAGAAUCAAUUGUGUCGUAAUGUUGAUACGUAACAUGAGUGUCAAUGAAGGACUUUGCAAUGGAACAAGAUUACACGUACUGGAACUUGCGAACAAUCCCCUACGUUGUCAGAUUCUAACAGGUGAUAAAGCGGGAGAGAUCGUUUUCAUACAUCGUGUAACUCUAUAUUGUGAGAAUAUCUAUCCGUUCAUCUUCAAAAGACGUCAAUUCCCAUUGAGACCUGCUUUUGCGAUGACAAUUAACAAAAGUCAAGGGCAAACUUUCAAGAACAUACAUAUCGACCUCAGAAAAGAUGUGUUCAACCACGGUCAAUUAUACGUAGCAUUUUCACGUGUUUGA